This is a messenger RNA of Heteronotia binoei (common prickly gecko), 4055 nucleotides long. It is a transcript of the gene SETDB1, whose product is annotated as SET domain bifurcated histone lysine methyltransferase 1. The transcript is spliced from 21 exons. Gene Ontology annotation, biological process: negative regulation of gene expression; heterochromatin organization. Gene Ontology annotation, cellular component: nucleus. NCBI's taxonomy places the organism in Eukaryota, Metazoa, Chordata, Lepidosauria, Squamata, Gekkonidae. Gene Ontology annotation, molecular function: protein binding; DNA binding; zinc ion binding. Bases 7 to 3801 code for a protein of 1264 amino acids. The record is from RefSeq and is a predicted model, not a curated record.
GCCGCCAUGGCCGACUCUCAGGACUUGCUGGCGCUGGAGCGCGAGGUGACGGAUGAGCUGGGCAUCUCCAUGGAGGAGCUCCGCCAGUUCAUCGACGAGGAGCUGGAGAAGUCGGAGCAGAUCCGGCAGCGGAAGGAGGAGCUGAAGCGCCUGGAGGAGUACGUGAAGCGGAAGGAGGACGAAGUGGCUCUGGUGGACCAGCUCCUGGACAACGCCGUGAAAGCUGUUGACCAGUGUGAAGUGAUGGUCAAAGAUGUCUACACCAACCUGGGACUGGAGUAUCGCGAGACGGACUCAGAGGAGGACAACGCGUCUUCCAAGCCAAUGGAAGUGAUCGAGAUCCCGGACGAAGAUGAUGAUGUCAUGAGUGUGGAUUCUGGUGACGCAAGUAACAAAACCGCCAAGGACCAGUCUUUGCUUCGAGAAGCCAUGGCUGCCAUGAGGAAGUCGGCUCAGGACGUGCAGAAAUUUAUGGACGCGGUGAACAAAAAGUCCGGCAGCCUGGACUCUCAAAGAGGGUCCCUGCAAGUCAGCCCUGGAUGCGAAAUCACCCAAGAUGGAGACCUGGUGGUGGGCGACCGCGUCUUGGGCAAGAAGCGGACCAAGACCUGGCACAAAGGGACGCUGAUCGCAAUCCAAGCCGUAGGGGCUGGCAAGAAGUACAAAGUGAAGUUCGACAACAAAGGGAAGAGCUUGCUGUCGGGGAACCACAUCGCAUACGACUAUCAUCCAUCGGGCGAGAACCUGAACGUCGGGAGCCGGGUGGUGGCCAAAUACAAGGAUGGGAACCAGAUGUGGCUGUACGCGGGCAUCGUGGCCGAGACGCCGAACAUCAAGAACAAAAUGAGGUUCCUGAUCUUCUUCGAUGACGGUUACGCCUCUUACGUCGUCCAGACUGAGCUGUACCUGAUCUGCCGGCCACUCAAAAAGUCUUGGGAAGACAUCGAGGACAUUUCCUGCCGGGAUUUCAUCGAAGAGUACGUCACGGCCUACCCCAACCGCCCCAUGGUUCUGCUCAAGAGCGGCCAGCUCAUCAAAACGGAGUGGGACGGGACCUGGUGGAAGUCCCGGGUGGAGGAAGUCGACGGGAGCCUGGUCAAAAUCCUCUUCCUGGAUGACAAGCGCUGCGAGUGGAUCUACCGAGGCUCAACCCGCCUGGAGCCCAUGUUCAGCAUGAAGACCUCCACGGCCUCCACCCAGGAGAAGAAACAAGGGGGACAAAUGAGGACCCGGCCGAAUGUUGGUGCCGUCCGGAGCAAAGGUCCAGUGGUUCAGUACAUCCAUGACUUAACCGGAACCAGCACACCAUUUAAGCCCCUGGAGCAGCCCCCGAUGCCGAUUAUGGUGUCGCAGCCAGUUUCACCUCAGUUUGUCGACGUGGAUCCAGAGAGCCAGCUGGCCCAGUCCAAAAAGCAACAGGUGGCCAAGAAGAGCACUUCGUUCCUGCGUCCGGGCUCAGUCGGAUCGGGACCGUCUUCCCCGCCUUCUCCUGUCCUGGGCGAACCAGGUCCCGUCGCGAGGACUGGGGUGACCCAGCAAUUUCGGUUCUCCGUCGCUCACCCGGCUGGCAGCUCCUCCGCCCAGCAGUUCCACGGCGCCGUGGAUCGUACCCCCGUUGAGCUUCCCUACCGGGCCCCCGUUGAGAAACUCUUCUACCUCCCCCACGUGUGCAACUACGCCUGCCUGUCGAGAGUGCGCCACCUUCGCAUCGACCAGUGCCGCAGCAAGAACCCCCUCCUCGUCCCGCUCCUCUUCGACUUCCGGCGCAUGACGGCCCGCCGGCGCAUCAACCGCAAGACGGGCUUCCACGUCAUCUACAAGACGCCCUGCGGGCUGUGCCUGCGCAGCAUGGGCGAGAUCGAGCGAUACCUCUUCGAGACGGACUGCGAUUUCCUCUUCCUGGAGAUGUUCUGCCUGGACCCCUACGUCCUGGUGGACCGCAGGUUCCAGCCGUACAAGCCGUACUACUACAUCCCCGACAUCACCAAUGGGAAGGAAGACGUCCCCCUGUCGUGUGUCAAUGAGAUAGACAGCACCCCGCCCCCGCAGGUGGCUUACAGCAAGGAGCGUAUCCCGGGGAAGGGGGUCUACAUCAACACCAGCUCAGACUUCCUGGUGGGGUGCGACUGCGAAGACGGUUGUAGGAACAAAUCCAAAUGUGCUUGCCACCAGCUGACAAUCCAGGCGACCGCCUGCACCCCUGGGGGGCAGAUAAACCCAAAUUCCGGAUACCAGCACAAGCGACUGGAGGAAUGCCUUCCCACUGGAGUCUACGAAUGCAACAAGCGCUGCAGAUGCAACCGAAACAUGUGCACCAACCGUUUGGUCCAACACGGCCUGCAGGUGCGGCUGCAGCUCUUCAAGACACACAACAAAGGCUGGGGCAUCCGCUGUAUGGACGACAUCGCCAAGGGCUCUUUCGUCUGCAUCUAUGCAGGAAAAAUCCUGACGGACGAUUUUGCCGACAAAGAGGGCCUGGAGAUGGGAGACGAGUAUUUUGCCAACCUGGAUCACAUCGAGAGCGUGGAGAACUCGAAGGAGGGCUACGAGAGCGAGGCCAAGUGCUCCUCGGACAGCAGUGGGGUCAACCUGAAGGAUGACGAGGACGAGAACUCGGGCUCCGAGGAGCCGGAGGAGUCCAACGAGGACAGUUCGGACGACAACUUCUGCAAAGACGAGGACUUCAGCACCAGCUCGGUGUGGCGCAGCUACGCCACCCGCCGCCAGACCCGGGGCCAGAAGGAGAACGGCCUGUCGGAGACGGCCUCCAAGGACUCCGGCCCGGCCCGGCAGUUGAGCCACGAGGAGGCUGCCCAGUGUAAGCCCCCGCUCUCGGAAGAGACCUCCAAGCACAAGGUGGCCUCCUGGUUGAGCUCCAGCAUCUCCGACAGCUACCAUGACAACGACAGCAGGUCCUCGUUCAGGAUGCACGAGGCGGCCGAUGCCAAGCCGGUCAAAGUCGAAGGGGCAGGCACCGAGAAGGCCCCGGCCGUUGGACUGGCCGCCAAGGAGGAGGUCAGCCUGGAUGCAGAAGUGAAGGUGAAGAAGAAAGAGGAAGUACAAAAUGCCAGUAAGGUGCCAGAAGUAGUGAGCGGUGCGGGCAGGUUGUAUGGCUACAACCCCAAUCCGGCGUUACCCGAAGGGAUCCGUAGGCCAGUCAGCAAAACUGCCAUGCACCAGAGGCGAAGGCAGUCAGAGACGCAGCGGCAGAGUCCUGCAGAUGACGUGUUGAUGCUCUCGAGCAGCACAGACAGCGACGGGGACAACGGGCGACCCACCUCGGGGCAAGCGCAGGGCAACGCGAACGACAGCGACGACAUCCAAACCAUUUCCUCCGGGUCCGAGGAAGAACACGGGGCUGACGAGAAGAAGAACAUCUCUUCCAGGCUUGGGCCCACGAAGAGGCAAGUGGCUGUGAAAUCCACCCGGGGCUUCGCCUUGAAGUCGACCCACGGCAUCGCCAUCAAGUCGACCAAUCUGGCUUCAGGGGAGAACGCCCUUCUCCGGAAGAACACGCGGCAGUUCUACGACGGCGAGGAGUCCUGCUACAUCAUCGAUGCCAAGCUCGAGGGCAAUCUCGGCCGCUACCUCAACCAUAGCUGCAGCCCGAACCUCUUUGUGCAGAACGUCUUCGUGGACACGCACGAUCUCCGCUUCCCGUGGGUGGCCUUCUUCGCAAGCAAGCGGAUCCGGGCCGGGACGGAGCUGACCUGGGAUUACAACUACGAAGUGGGCAGUGUGGAGGGAAAGGAACUGCUCUGCUGCUGCGGGGCCAUCGAAUGCCGGGGCCGCUUGUUGUAAAGGGGGGACGAAAUCCCUUCUCUUUCUCUCUGCGUGGAGCUGGGUCUGCAAAGACCGAAAGAAAAGCUCCUGCUGGGGAGAAAUUCUUUGUGCCCGACCCCGUGGCCCCCCACCCCCCCCCCCGUUUCAGAACACGCACCCCCGGCUUGCAUUUUGGCGAUCGGCUGGACUUCCGUCGAAUCGUAAAACGCCCUUUCUUUUUUUAACUGUUGUAAAGCAAGAAUAAAAAUGUUGAUGUGCAGUCUUUUAUUAAA